This is a messenger RNA of Solanum pennellii, 1596 nucleotides long. RefSeq names its product myb-related protein Hv1-like. Lineage: Eukaryota; Viridiplantae; Streptophyta; Magnoliopsida; Solanales; Solanaceae. The transcript is spliced from 3 exons. Bases 1151 to 1495 code for a protein of 114 amino acids. The record is from RefSeq and is a predicted model, not a curated record.
UCUUUGUUAUCAAAUAGUCUAUACCUAUGGUUUUUCAAAAAGAUUUAUAUAUAUUUUCUCAAUCUUUUAUAUUAUAUUAGUAAGCCUUUAUAAUCUCUCUUCAAAAUUUAGUUUUAUGUGAUUCAUAGAUCAAUUUUUAAGAUUUAUUAUCGUUAUUCACAUGAUUGAGGAUUUAUGACAGUUUUAUUAGGCUUACAUUCUUGUGUCAAUGCAUCUUCAAGCUAUUUUUAGUUUGAAAAUUGUAGCAAAUUGAGCAUUGUAUUAUCAUUGUGCUUAUUUCACACUCGUUUUGUCAAAUCAUUAAUUUUGAUAUUGAUUGUUGGGGUGAACUAGUGUAGUGAUAUUCUUAAUAUAGUGUGAUAUUAUUCACUUUGAUCGAAGGGUUAGGUUCGAUCUUUUGGGUUUUUUUUUUUCGUCUAUUGAAAGCCGUCAUCGUGUUAGCCAAUCCUCUCCUAUUAGAUUUGUCAAUCCUUUUGUUUUUUUUUCCUUCUCUCUUUCGGUUCUUCACCUCUACUUUAUUUGAUAAAGACAGAGAAUACCACUCUAUCAAUGACAAAAAAAAAAGUAGCAAUUUUAUUUUAAAUGGUUCGUGAGCUUGAAAAUAAAGCGACUUAUUAUCUAUCGAUAGAUGAAAACAAACUGCUAUUAACCAAAUUCAUACCAAUUUUUUGAAUACGCGGCAUCACAUUAUUAAGAGUAGUCCUACACCUUAUAUGUAUAGCUUCCUAAUCUUCUCAUCGUACUAUCAAUGUGAGUUUUGUAAAUACACACAUUUUUUUAUAUAUAUAUAUGACAUAUUUUUCUUUGAGUUUAUCUUUAAAAGAAUGAUACGUUUCUCUUUUUAUAACCUAUUUUAUCUAAAUAACAUUUUUGUUUUAUUAUUAAUGACAUGCGUCGGUUGAAAUUUAUAUUCUUGAAAAAGUUAAGAUUUUUCUCAAGAGUUAGAAAAUGAAAACUCAAGUGAAUCUCUCACAACCACUUAUUUCAAAAGGAUAGUUUCAAACUCUUUACCUAUAUCUCACGUGUAUGAUAAUACUUUUUAAAAAAUAUCAAAUUUCGUAUAAAAUCAAUCAAACACCUCAUAUAAAAUAAGACACAGAGAGAUUAUUUCUUUAAAGUAUGUACAAGAAAAAUAGACAUCAAAGAAAAAAUGAGUAAGUCUUUCUAUGAUCCUAACAAGGAUAAAAUACAAGAAGCUUGGUCUAAAGAUGAUAGUAUGGCUAAUUGUUGUUCUAAAAGGACAAAAUUUUCUAAGGAAGAAGAUGAUCUUAUCAUCAGAUGGUCGCUUAUAGCAGAAAGAUUACCCGGACAUAGUGAUAUUGAAGUGAAGAAUUAUUGGGACUCCCAUUUAAAAUUAAAACUUACAAAAAUGGGAAUUGAUCCAAUGAAUUAUCGUAUACAUGAAUAUGUUCAUAAGAAAAAUCUCGAUUUUUUCUCAUCGAGAAAUAAAAAAUUAUUCAAUGGAGAAAUUUCUGAUGCUGAAAGUUCUGCAUAAUAAUAUGUUUUUUUUUUCAAUUUUUUUUUUAGUUUAUGUGAUAUGUUGAUAGUUCUUUUACACAACAAUAUGCACCAUCAAAUUUAUUAUUUUUCUUUUUA